UGUUCAUUUGUGGACGUUUUUUACAGAAGUCCAGGAAAUCACACUGCUUCACGUUCAAGCUGGAUAGGCUUAUGAAGCUGAAGAAAUAACAGCAUCAAUAUGGCUUCUUCAAAUCAAGAUGCCAGUGAAUAUAUAAAAGAUGCUCUUGAAAAACUGGUUGGACGUCUACAAAACCUGCCUGUUAUUGUUGAAAAACUUCACCAACAGAAUGUUUUCAAUGGCAAUGAAGUUAGUGAAAUUGAGGCAGAACCAGAAAAGUACAACAAAACCAGGAGGAUAUUGGACUUGGUCUUAAAUAAGGGCGAGAAGGCCUGCUAUAAGUUUCUCAGAAUACUGGAUCGUGAGAGGAAAUUGGUCUUGCCAAAAUCAGAUUCUACUAGUCAAACUCCUGAUUUACAUACAUGGAUCUCCUUGUUCUCCUUUAGAGAUGAGGCUGAAGAUGACUACAUUAAAGGACCUCUCUCAUGCCAUCAGCUGCAAAAACUUUUGAAGACAAGAGGAAAGCUAGUUCUUAGUCAACAGUGGAGUCAGAGCCUGUGGUUUAAUGAAGACGAAGUAUAUAAGUUUGCCUUUAUUCCUCUAGUGUUGGACACAGAGACAGAAAAUAAUAAACCCCAUAACAAAAUCACACUGAAGAGCAAGAAAUCUAAAAUGUCCCGUUUAAAAAAGAUGAAGUCCUACAUACCAAAGGACACACAGAGAAAAUCCCCUGAAGAUUUACUGAAUAGCAGUGAGAAAAGUAUCCUAAUAGUAGGAAAACCUGGAAUUGGGAAGACGGCAGUUGUUCAACAAAUGUUACAUCACUGGGCAGAGAGAAGUGACAGAAACCUUGACUUAAUGUUUUACUUUGAUGAAAACACACUGUCAAACAUCUCAACUACAGAGAGCUUAGAAAAUCUUCUACUGAGCAAAUAUUUAAUGUUAAAUCCACAGCUUAAAGAAAAUGCUGAAGAAAUCCUGCAGUAUCUACAAGAAUAUUCUGACAGUGUGACUAUUGUUUUUGAUGGAAUCAGAGAUUUUCAGAAGAACACGGUUUUGCUGGAGAUCAUGGAACAUGUACUUCUGCCUGAAGCAAAGAUAGUGGUAACAUGCAGGCCUGAAGUAGAGUAUGAGUUCUCUGACUGGACAACAUGUAAAGUUUAUGUUCAAGGUUUCAGUGAAGAGUCAAUUUAUGAUUUUUUUAGGAAGAUGACAGAUAAUGAACCAGAGUUGGUAGACAUUGUGAUAAACAAUCCAGCACUCUUCAGUCUCUGCCACAUCCCUAUUCAUGCUUUUAUGGUGGCAGCCUGUAUUUCAUACUACACUUCUGAAGCACAGAAACACUUCACAGCUACUGAGCUGUAUGUACGAAUAUUUCGUCACUGUCUACAGAGACACGGAAGUAAGAAAUUGCUGGAUUUAGAUGGACACAUUAAACACUGCAGAGACAUGGUCCUGUCUUUAGCAGAGAGUGCUUUCAAUGCAACCAAGUUAAAAACUAUCAACCUGGAGUUUGAUUAUGAUGAGAGAGGCAUUUCUGGUGCUUUCCUCAAGACUGUCUCUGUUGUGUCACCAGCAUGUGCCAAGACAUUUUGUGCUUUUUCUCACAACACAAUGCAGGAAUUUUUUUCUGCUCUCUGGCUUCUAGAAAAAUCAGAAAUACUUGAUGACAUUCUCCAUCUGUGUCAGAAUGAAGACAGCGAACACAUGAAACAUAUAAUUCCUUUUCUCUGUGGGCUUCAAUCACAAACCAUCAUUGAUCAUCUGAAGUGUCUCUUUCCAUUGAACAAGAUCAAGGACAAUAUUGAUGGGUUCUUUGAGAAGGUCUUAAACACUUUCAUUGGUGAACAACCAGAUGAUGAAAACACUGACAUUGCCUUCAUAUGUCAGUGUCUGUAUGAAUUUCAGUCACCUGAAACCUGCUGCUCAUUUCUAGAGAGAAUAAACUAUCAUCUAGAUUUGAGUGAGGAACAUCUUGACCCUUACACAUGCUGUGCUGUGUCCUAUGUAAUCAGCCAAUCCAAAAAGGAUUGUUUUCUUGAUUUGGAGAACAGUGCUGUGUCCCUCUCAGGGCUGAAGAUAAUUCUCAAACAUUAUCUAAGGGAUUUCUCAACAACACUAAGUCAGAUCUGGACAAUUGCCUUGAAGUGUGAGGAACCUAAUUAUCUGAUAAAUCUGCUACAGUUAUGUAGGAAUGAGAUUCACAUCCCAAUGAGCAGUCAGACAGAUGUGCUUGAGCAAGCUGGAAAAUUUAUAACCCGAUAUGCAGAGCAACCAAAUCUCCAUCUGCACUGUGAUAAAGACCCACAACAGCUCACAGAUCUUCUCUUAAGCACAGUGUUCUCAUGGCUGCCACACAUCAGCUCUCUCAACUUUUACUUUACAGACAGAGAGAAAAAGAAGAGAUGGAGAAAAUUUCUACUGGAUUUGUGUCUGCAAACAGCUCUACACCAACCACAAAACAUCCAGGAGACAGUGGAGAAAGUGAUGCCAGAUAUUGAAGAAUAUGAGGACGAUGAAGAUUAUUAUUUUGAAGAAGAGAGUGAUUUCCUGCUGGAUCUGUUCUCACAUGUGAAGCAGUAUGAGAGUGAAACACACAGGACUGUCCUUCCAGCAUUGCUGCCAGUUUACCGGUCACAUCCUGCUGUCAGUUUUGAAGACUUUUACUUUACAGACAGAGAGAAAAAGAAGAGAUGGAGAAAAUUUCUACUGGAUUUGUGUCUGCAAACAGCUCUACACCAACCACAAAACAUCCAGGAGACAGUGGAGAAAGUGAUGACAGGGAUUGAAGAAUAUGAGGACGAUGAAGAUUAUUAUUUUGAAGAAGAGAGUGAAUUCCUGCUGGAUCUGUUCUCACAUGUGAAGCAGUAUGAAAGUGAAACACACAGCAGUGUCCUUCCAGCAUUGCUGCCAGUUUACCGGUCACAUCCUGCUGUCAGUUUUGAAGAGUCUCACUUUACAGACAGAGAGAAAAAGAAGAGAUGGAGAAGAUUUCUACUGGAUUUGUCUCUGCAACCAGCUCUACACCAACCACAAAACAUCCAGGAGACAGUGGAGAAAGUGAUGACAGAGAUUGAAGAAUAUGAGGAAGAUGAAUAUGAAGAAGAGAGUGAAUUCCUGCUGGAUCUACUUUUCAACAACAGAAUUACUGAUAAGGAACCUUUCCAAAAAGUUAAGCGCUUCGAGAUCUGGUGA
Tachysurus vachellii is the source of this 3174-nucleotide messenger RNA. RefSeq lists its product as uncharacterized. The record is from RefSeq and is a predicted model, not a curated record. Gene Ontology annotation, biological process: regulation of apoptotic process. The transcript is spliced from 8 exons. The coding region runs from base 100 to 3174 and encodes 1024 amino acids. NCBI's taxonomy places the organism in Eukaryota, Metazoa, Chordata, Actinopteri, Siluriformes, Bagridae.